GGUGUUGAGAGAGGAGCCGUCAUGUCGCUGCAGUUUACCGACGAAGAAUUUCAGAGCGCAUGGAAGGAGCUGGACGAGCCGCAGCUGGAGGGAGGAUGGGAGCUCUUCGUCGAGACGAAGGGAGUCCAAAUCUACCGGCUCUAUGACAAGGAAACGGGACUUUAUGAGUACAAAGUCUUGGGUGUGCUCACCACCUGCUCUGCAGAGCUGUGUGCAGAUGUCUACAUGGACUUGGCGUAUCGGAAAUCUUGGGAUUCAUAUGUGGCAGAGCUCUAUGAGAAUGACUUCAGUGGACAGACUGCAAUCUACUGGGAAGUAAAAUACCCAAUGCUUAUGUCACACAGAGAUUAUGUGUACAUUAGGGAACGGAGAGACCUGGAUGUGGAUGGAAGAAAGAUCUGGGUGAUCCUAGCCAGAAGUGCGCCACAGAUACAGUGUGCAGAAAAGAAAGGCGUGAUCCGGGUGAAAGACUACAAGCAGAGCGUGGCCAUGGAGAGCGAUGGGGGCUGUGGAACUAAAGUUUUCAUGAAUUACUUUGACAACCCCGGUGGCAUGAUUCCUACCUGUCUGGUGAACUGGGCAGCAAAGACUGGUGUUCCAGGGUUCUUAACGGACAUGCAGAAGGCCUGCAGCAAUUACAGCAACUACUGCCAGAAGAAAUGAAUGCAGCUGACAGAUCCAUGGCUCACGCACAAGGGCUUAAUUUUCUUGUUUUUAGUCUUGGGAGGUAUUUGGAUGCAGUAUGAUCAAAUGUGACUUGUCUGUAUGGAGUGAAUGUGGCAUGGUGUGGGCUGCUACUUGUUGUUGUAGCAUGCUGUUGACUCAGGCAUGAUGUGCAUGACUGACCACCAUCAUUACUUGGCUGGUGUGAAAUCAGUUCUGUGUCAUUGUACUGUAUUAAUCAAUCCCGUAUUGUCUUUUCUGUGCAAUCACUUCAAACUCCAGUCCCUCUGGGAUUUAGGAGCUUUCAUAGGAUAUUUAAUCUUUUUAGUGUUUUUACAAAACGCUCUAAUGUAUUAUUACUUUGGGGCCUCUGUGGAUUAUAAGUUUGUUGCAUAGGAUUUCAUCACUUUUCCUUGUUUUGAAUUUGUUUAGUGUACAUUGAAAUUUUACUGAUGCAAUGUGGUUUAUUGUGCUGCAUGUUUGGUCACGCUUGACUCUUCCCACUGUCCAUUUCAAUUCACUGGACUUCAUUAUAAUGAAGUGAAACUGACAAACCUGCACUUCUAGAGGAAUGUUGCCUGAUGGGAUUCAUUUCCACGAGGUCAUUACUUUUGCAAAGCUCAUGUUAUGAUACGCUAUGCUGGUUUAUUUUGGAUGCUUAUGGUCAAACAUACAGUAUCUGAUACUGUAUUGAGCUAGGUUGUACUUCAGUGCUCCUGUUGAUACAGGUGAAAGUGGUUUAAUCUGGUCAUGAAAAGACUAUUACUGUGUAAUACUGCUGUGUUAUUGAGGAGAAUAAACUUAAUUUUAACUUUA
Plectropomus leopardus (leopard coralgrouper) is the source of this 1479-nucleotide messenger RNA. It is a transcript of the gene pctp, whose product is annotated as phosphatidylcholine transfer protein. Lineage: Eukaryota; Metazoa; Chordata; Actinopteri; Perciformes; Serranidae. Gene Ontology annotation, molecular function: phosphatidylcholine intramembrane carrier activity; phosphatidylcholine binding. The record is from RefSeq and is a predicted model, not a curated record.